Molecule: messenger RNA, 659 nt
Organism: Olea europaea var. sylvestris
Lineage: Eukaryota; Viridiplantae; Streptophyta; Magnoliopsida; Lamiales; Oleaceae
Product: 50S ribosomal protein L20-like
Exons: 2
Coding region: 129-503 (124 amino acids)
Biological process (GO): translation; ribosomal large subunit assembly
Cellular component (GO): ribosome
Molecular function (GO): structural constituent of ribosome; rRNA binding
Source: RefSeq, a predicted model, not a curated record
UGUAAAUAUCCCACAACAUAACGUGGCUAAGAGAGCUAAACCCUCGAACACUCUCCUUCCACUUCCCGAAACAAAACCCACAAAGGAAAAAGACUGUAAUUUGAGAGAAAGUAGUAGGAGCAUUGAAGAUGAACAAGAAGGAGGUGUUUAAGCUAGCAAAGGGAUUCAGGGGAAGAGCUAAGAAUUGCAUAAGAAUAGCAAGAGAGAGAGUGGAAAAGGCGCUUCAGUACUCUUACAGAGAUCGGCGGAACAAGAAACGUGACAUGCGCGGUCUCUGGAUCCAGCGGAUCAACGCCGGCACCCGCCAGCAUGGAGUGAACUAUGGUAAUUUUAUGCAUGGGCUGAUGAAUGAGAACAUCCAGCUCAACAGGAAAGUUCUUUCAGAGCUUUCAAUGCAUGAACCAUAUAGCUUCAAGGCCCUGGUCGACAUCUCGCGCAAUGCCUUCCCGGGAAACAAGGCAGUCGCACCUCCCAAAAAGGAAGGGCUUGCGAUUCUCGUUUGAUUCAUUUUAUCGUUUAUUUCCUGAAAUCAUUUCCUGUACUUCUCUUCAGUAUUCCUAAUUUUAUUCUAGAAGGAUUUUUAUAUAAAUUUCUACAGAUGAUAGCUGUUUCUUUCUUGACUUUCUAAAGUUGGAAAAUGAAAGUUGAAUUAUUCAUUU